AUGCAGCUCCAGGCCUCCUUCUCAUUUUUCCUGAUCCUCACGUUCUGCCAAGAGCUUUGCUCAGAACCAAGAAGAGUGUCCAGGAAGCCCUUACCACCUCUGUGCAGCCUUCCUGUGGAUAAAGGCCAGUGUCAGACCAUGGUACUGCGGUGGUACUACAACACCAAAUCUGGCAGGUGUGAGCGCUUUGGCUACGGAGGCUGUGGAGGCAAUGAGAACAACUUUCUGAACAGAAACAUAUGCCGGUUAACCUGCAGACGCUCCUGA
Molecule: messenger RNA, 267 nt
Organism: Peromyscus maniculatus bairdii (prairie deer mouse)
Lineage: Eukaryota; Metazoa; Chordata; Mammalia; Rodentia; Cricetidae
Gene: Spint3
Product: serine peptidase inhibitor, Kunitz type 3
Molecular function (GO): serine-type endopeptidase inhibitor activity
Source: RefSeq, a predicted model, not a curated record